Molecule: messenger RNA, 1584 nt
Organism: Penicillium alfredii
Lineage: Eukaryota; Fungi; Ascomycota; Eurotiomycetes; Eurotiales; Aspergillaceae
Exons: 1
Coding region: 1-1584 (527 amino acids)
Biological process (GO): steroid metabolic process
Cellular component (GO): membrane; cytoplasm
Molecular function (GO): FAD binding; Delta24(24-1) sterol reductase activity
Source: RefSeq, a predicted model, not a curated record
AUGGACCAUCACGAAGCUGUGCAGAAGAUCGCGGCGCGGGUCGCGGAUUUCCAUCGUCGCCAGCAGCCGUUCCGCAUCUAUCAUGCUUCCACCAACUCGACGAGGCCCGCCAACCACUCGGCCUCCACUACUGUCAGCACCGCCGCUCUCACGCGCGUCCUCGAGGUCAAUGCAGACUGCCAGACGGCCAUCGUCGAGCCCAAUGUCCCGAUGGACGCCCUCGUGGCGGCCACUCUCAAGAAAGACUUGGUUCCGCGGGUCGUUAUGGAAUUCCCCGGAAUCACGGUGGGCGGCGGGUUCUCCGGCACGUCGGGUGAGAGCAGCUCAUUCCGCGAAGGAUUUUUUGACAAUACGGUGAACUGGAUUGAGAUUGUUCUGGCAGACGGGGCCGUGGUGCGGGCGUAUAAUGACCGCGUCGACCAGACGCUGGAUCUCGAGGACCCGCGAGCAGAUCUAUUUUUUGGUGCGGCUUCUUCCUUCGGCACGCUGGGGGUGGUUACCCUGCUGGAAGUGCGGUUGAAAAAGGCUUCUCCCCUGGUGGAACUGCAAUACUAUAGGACCUCUGAUAUGCCCGGGGCAUUACGCAUCUUUCGCGAAGCCGCAGCCGAUCAAACCACCGAAUAUCUGGACGGCAUUGUGUACGCGCGAGACCAAAUUGUCGUCUGCGUUGGGCGGCAAGUGGAAAAAAGACCCAAUGCCCAGGUUCAGAAAUUUACCCGUCGUCGAGAUGACUGGUUCUACCUUCAUGUCAAUCGCACCACCAAGCACCGUCGCGACGCUGUGGACUAUAUCCCCCUGACGGACUAUUUGUUUCGCUAUGACCGCGGCGGGUUCUGGGUCGGCCGCUACGCCUACCAUUACUUUUGCGUACCUUUUAACGCGCUCACGCGCUACAUCCUCAAUCGAUUCAUGCAUACUCGGGUUAUGUACCACGCCCUGCACGUCAGUGGUUUUGCUCGGCAAUACAUCAUCCAAGAUGUUGGGGUGCCGGUAUCGAAGACCACCGAAUUCCUGGACUGGCUCGACAACCCGGACAACUUUGGCAAAUAUCCUAUUUGGCUGUGCCCACUUCCUGCUGGAAGCGCGGGCGGGCUGGAAGGACAGACGGUUGACACCGGCAACGGGACACACGAUAAACGGUUAGAUCGGGACGCGCAUGAUACGACAUUGAUGAACUUUGGCAUCUGGGGUCCAUCCACAGCUGCUGAUGCGACACAGUUUGUGACCCAGAAUCGUCGACUCGAACAGAAAGUACACAGUCUGCGGGGGAAGAAGUGGCUAUAUGCACAUACGUACUAUACCGAGGAAGAGUUCUGGGACAUCUACAACAAGCCCGAGUACGAUGCCUUGCGCCACAAGUAUCACGCAGGGCAUCUCCCUACGUUGUAUGACAAGGUGCGUGUGCGCGAAACAGAUCUCCCGGGGGUCCAUCGCGGAGACAACGAAGGUGGGUGGAAGGGGUUUGUGAAACGCACACUGUGGGAUGUCUGGCCAUUCAGCGGACUUUAUGGAGUGUACCACGCGUGGCUUGGUGGGGAUUAUUUGCUGCAGAAGGAAACGCCCUCUAAAGACAAGCCCGAAUGA